UGGAGGGCUGCAUGCGAAGAUGAGCUAACUAUGCUCCGCAAGCGCCGAGUUUUCGAACUUGUUGAUCGCCCAAGUGACCGAAAAGUCAUAAAGAACCGUUGGGUCUUCGACGUCAAAACUGACGGUCGAAAGAAAGCUAGGCUUGUUGCCAAAGGCUUCUCCCAGAUAGAAGGCGUUGACUUCGACCAAGUCUUCUCUCCUGUCGUCCGAUUCGAGUCAGUGCGACUUAUACUCGCACUUGCUGCACUGGAAGGGUGGUAUAUCACCGCUCUCGAUGUGCGCAGCGCCUACCUCUAUGGCAAACUCGAUGAAGAAAUCUACAUGGAGCAGCCUGAAGGUUUCGUUGAACCUGGCUCGCGCGGAAAAGUAUACCGGCUACUCCGCGCACUAUACGGACUAAAG
This is a messenger RNA of Punctularia strigosozonata HHB-11173 SS5, 402 nucleotides long. RefSeq names its product reverse transcriptase RNA-dependent DNA polymerase. Lineage: Eukaryota; Fungi; Basidiomycota; Agaricomycetes; Corticiales; Punctulariaceae. The transcript has a single exon. The record is from RefSeq and is a predicted model, not a curated record. The annotation marks the transcript as partial.